AUGGCGAAAGAAAGCACCGCACCGAAAGAGCCCCUCACUCCUGGAGGCAAGCCGAACACCCAACAUCGCCCCCCGCAUAUCCAAGAACACGAAUUCGGCAAGCCCUCGCCGAUCGGUCCACAGCAAAAAUCAAACCACCUGUUCAACAUUCCCAAGCCCAACCAAGCACGUGCUGAACAUCACCGCGUCCCUCAUCGAUCGAACAACCAACCUGACCCACGUGCGAGACAAAACCACCCUCCUCCCGGGCCUCAGGGCUAUCGUCCAUCAGCCCCUUCAGGAGCGGUUGCUGCCACGCCAGCGGCGAAGCGAAGCGAGCCAUGGGACCCCUUCAAGCCAGUGGCACCAUCUGCCUACAACAAUCCCCGUGGAGGUUUCCAACCGGGGUCAGUGAGCAUCAAACGCCCUGAAAAUGUUACAUGGACUACACCUCGGGCCCCAAGGCCGAUUUUCCAGUCCAAGCCUCUCCCGCCCAAGCCCAGCAACUCGUCCAAGAAUCUCCAGAGCUUUAUCGAUCUCACACGCGAUCAAACCGAUCCUAUCCCAAGAGCGCCAGCAAGUCACAUUCCUUCCAGAUUUGGGGCUAUGGACAUGGACGGCUAUGUCGAUACGGCCAUGGCAAAUGAAAACAUCAAAGCUUUGCUAGAGGGGGCCUUCGAAGAUGAAGAUGAGUCGCAGUCAAAGGCUACCGACAAAAAGAAGAAGAAGAAGGGCUCGAAGAAGAAGCAGUCCAAGGCAAAGCCAAAGGAUGUGGCCACCAAGGACAAUAAAAAGGAGCAAGCUGCUGAUGAUCUCGAUGAUCUCGCUGCUCAAUUGUCGGGAGUCACAGCGAGGCCCAGGGUGCGCAGAAAGACGAGGAAGAGGAGGCCGACGAAGAGGAGGAGGAAGAUGAGGAGGAUGAGGAGGAUGAUGGGGUGGUUGAAGGCCUGA
This is a messenger RNA of Penicillium olsonii, 930 nucleotides long. The record is from the annotation of a GenBank genome assembly. Lineage: Eukaryota; Fungi; Ascomycota; Eurotiomycetes; Eurotiales; Aspergillaceae.